Molecule: messenger RNA, 1116 nt
Organism: Laccaria bicolor S238N-H82
Lineage: Eukaryota; Fungi; Basidiomycota; Agaricomycetes; Agaricales; Hydnangiaceae
Exons: 5
Coding region: 1-771 (256 amino acids)
Source: RefSeq, a predicted model, not a curated record
AUGGCGGCGACAGGUCCUGGCAGAUCUGCGAAGGCGAGAGGUGGCACUUACAAGGGCCUAACGCUAAUUAGCGUUGUCCCAGUAGGCUUAUUCGAUGCCUUCCCGCGUCGUCAUCCGGGCAUGAUGGUCUGGGAAACUAUCAUUACGGGUUUUCGAGGGGGGUUCGUACUGCCUAAGGAGGAGCGAGAGAUAUGUGUGGGCGAUCCCGAACUUGGGUUUGAGGUUGGGAUGGGAAACGAACCAUUCAAGGCAGAGAAGGAGAGGAGGAGGGAAAAUGAAGAGUGGCGAAUCUCUCGGUGCUGGGAAGUCCUCUCCGCCCUUGGGGGAGGAACAGACUGUGCUGGAUUGGCAAUUGAUGUGGCUGGUGUCUUUGACGAUGCCCAGCUCGACGACGCCAAUGCGCACUUGAGAAGCUCCUCAGACCAUGCUAGGUCGCUGCCGUCCACCUUGUCCACAUCCUCCAAGACGAAGCGAGCCGGAAAGCUGGAUGAUUCCGACCUCACUCCCUUCUUCCUUCUAUGGUUUCCGAAUUUCCUUGUCGCCUUGCAUCCAUUCGAUUUUUCCCUGACUGACCUCCUUCGUUUCUUAGGUUCUGUAUCCACAACACCAGUGCAAUCGCCAGCCGGUGAUCGCACCGUCUUUCCCCGCCACCAUGACCCGCACAACUUCCUUCGUGCACCUGCUAGCGAAGGAGAUACCACCAGUACAGCUCGUGGAAACAUCACCUCUUCGCCAGUGGCGGCAGGCAAACCUCAUACAGCAAUCGUCUAAUCGGCAGCGCCCAGCUGUGUGGUUGUUUGGUCGUUCUCUCCCACCGAAACUCACUCAAAGAUCUUUGCGAUGAAGCCCGUGAAUUAACUCUUUGCGCAUCCUUUGAAUCUCAACACCUCGCCACUUUCUCUAUAUCGAAUGCAUGGUGACGAAAGCGGCUAUUGGGGGUCGUUUCCAUCUCUGGCGGCAGCGGGAAGUCGGGUAGGCGAUGUCCCAGUGGUUGAGCGACCCAGAGGGGUAACAUUGGGCGACUUGUGAUGAAACCCCACUUGACGUGGGAGGUUCGGCUGCGGGUUUAAACCAUGGGUACUUCGAGGUUGAAAGGGCACUCGUACCCCAUCGACA